CUCAUUUCAGUUCAGUUAGUUCAACAAUCGUGAAGGAACUAUAGUUUAUAAUUUGUAUAACAUUUACAAAAGUCUUAGAUAAAUUAAUUUAAAACUUAAUUAACAAUCUGUGAUCUCUUACAUGAAGAAUAUUGUAUUUCAUCAUUUUAAUGAACUAUUCAAGUGAAGCAUAUGACACAUCUCUAAUCAUAACAAAUGUUAGCGGCUGUCGGCUAGUAAGCCCAUGUACACAUAAAUUAAACGAAAACAAAAACAAAACCUCUCCAGAGAGGUCUGAGAAUGACGCUAUCACACAUACAAACAGCAACGAUUACGUGGCUGUAUAUCGUUCAGACGCUCUUUAUAUGUACUAUGCGCAGCUCACUGAGAAUAUAACUUAGUCUCGUUUUUAGUCUGCGACACGGCGGAACGCAUUAUUCUGCUUCACGGCUGAUUUCAAGAUGAAGCAAGCAACAAGCUCGGGUUCUGAGUCGUCACCAUGGCUGUUACAAAUUCAAAGCCUGCUAAACAGCAUAAAUCAUAUGCUGAUCUUUAUGGUGGGUGCCUUCUUCUUCACACUCGCCAGGAGUCUGGAAUUUCAAGAUACGGCCAUGCACAUGUUCAUGACGGGCAUAGGAUUUCAUGUACUAAUUGCUCAGGCAUUGAUGUCACACUAUAAGGUAAACCGAAUUACCCGCUGGCUCUCACACAAGAACAAAUCCCGUUUGCAUGGCGUGCUGCAAUUGGUCGGUGGUUCGAUGGUGCUGCUGGGCGCCUUGGGCAAGUUCUCCCAGAAGGAUGUGCACUUUGACACUUGGCAUGGAAGAUUCGGUGUGGCAGCUGCCUUUGGGUGCGCUGCGAGCGUUGUUGGCGGUCUGGUUAACUUCUUCCAACCCAAAUUUGCGUUGAAAGUAUUUCCACCAUCGGAAAUGCGAUUCCGUCAUAAUCUCUUUGGGCUGCUCAGCUUUACGAUUGGCAUGACGGCUAUUUACCUGGGCUACUAUUCAAAGUUCUUUACACGUGUCGUUGAUCAUGAAUUUAUACCUGCCCUAAUGCUAACCACGGUAUUGGUCUACCUCCUGACCAUAAUUGGGCCGGUGGGCUCGCUGCUAACGAAGCUCAAGUACCGCAGGCAAAAGUCCGCGUAAAAGGGGCCGUCGACUAGGUAUACAAAUUGGUGAAGGUUAUGAGGCUACAUGAAAGGGAGAAUUCUCUUUCAUUGAGUACAAUAAAAAAUGAAUACAAAAUAAACUUUCUAAAGCGCAACGAAGGCAAUUUGAAUUGUCAAUUGGCUUAGCGCUUCGCGCUUGGCUCGUUGCCAAACAAAUUCCUUGACUGCAUAUUUAAUUGGAUAUGCGUUGCAGACAUGCCAGACAUAUUAUGACAAACCGUAAUCUGUCAAUAUAAUGAAGAUAUAUGCAAACAAUGACCAUCAUAGAUUUCAAGUGCAUUAUCAGUUAGAGAGUAUUCUAAAAUUGAUGUCUUAUGUCUUUCAAAAUAAAUGUGUGUUAAAUGUGUUCAAUGGUUGCUCUAGAUCAAUAUAUAAAUGUAUAAUUGUCAUAAAUAAAUGUUUUGCUAUCCCGUGAAA
Messenger RNA from Drosophila mojavensis, 1567 nucleotides. Its product is annotated as transmembrane reductase CYB561D2. The coding region runs from base 441 to 1127 and encodes 228 amino acids. The record is from RefSeq and is a predicted model, not a curated record. The transcript has 3 exons. NCBI's taxonomy places the organism in Eukaryota, Metazoa, Arthropoda, Insecta, Diptera, Drosophilidae. Gene Ontology annotation, molecular function: transmembrane monodehydroascorbate reductase activity.